This is a messenger RNA of Dermatophagoides pteronyssinus (European house dust mite), 1663 nucleotides long. Its product is annotated as poly(A) RNA polymerase, mitochondrial-like. The record is from RefSeq and is a predicted model, not a curated record. Gene Ontology annotation, biological process: RNA 3'-end processing. Gene Ontology annotation, molecular function: poly(A) RNA polymerase activity. Lineage: Eukaryota; Metazoa; Arthropoda; Arachnida; Sarcoptiformes; Pyroglyphidae.
UAAAGCAUGCUUUCAAAUAUCAUAUGAAUUUCAUCGAUGAUGAGAUUCUUGUGUGAAAUUUAUUCAGCAAAAUGCAAUUAAGAAGAUCAAAUAUUAUUUCUCGUUUAAUACUACAUAAUAAUUCAAGACGUGAAUUUACAAAUAGAAUUAGUUUCAAAGAUAUAAUCAAAACAAAUAAAAAUGAUAGCAAAAAAUUGAUUUUGGUAGAAAAUUUGUCGGCAAAAAAUUCAUCGAUAAAUGGCCAUUCUUUACGCGAAUGUUUUAAUGUUAAAAUCGAUAAUUUUUGGACAUGGAAUUAUAGAAGAAGAAAUUUCGCCUUAAUCCAAUUAAAUAAAAUUGAUGAUGUAAUGAAAAUUCAAUCGAAUUGUGGUUAUAAUUUGCAUGCAUUGCCCAUUCGAACUCGAAUGAUUGAAACAAAUUUUCCUGCUAUCGACCAUCAUGAAUCAUCACAAUCACCAUAUGAGCUUGGAAUAAAUGUCAAAAAAUCAUUAAGUUGUUCGGAUCUAAAGGAAAGAUUUCCAACUAAUGAACAAUUAAUUAUUCAUCUGACCGAAAUGAAUUCUCUAAAUGAAUUAGACGAACUGCUUAGAUAUUUUCUGAUCACACAAUUGGAAGAUAUUAUUUGUCAGAGUGUUUUUUCUGAUUUUAAUAUCUAUCCAUUUGGUUCAUCAUUGAUUGGCUUAGGUGAUUCAACCAGUGAUUUAGAUUUAGCUCUAUUACAUGUUCAUCAAUGGCGAAAAAAUAGGGACAUAAAUUUUGCGAUGCCUGAAUUGAAAUCUGAACGUGAUCAAACACAACAAUGUUUAUCACUUAUUGCCGAUAUUAUUCGUAAUUUUAUGCCAAAUAUAUCAAAGGUGAAUCGAAUUCUAAGAGCUAGAAUACCAAUAGUUAAAAUGAGUUUUGAUUUGGCACCAAUCGAUAUCGAUAUUUCAAUUGAAUUAUCUACCGAAACUGGUCAUCAUGGCCUUUUAAUGGCUGAUUAUCUUCAUUACUGUGUUUCACAACAUGUAAACAUUAAACAAUUUUUACUUUUUCUCAAAUAUUGGUCAAAACAACAUGGUGUUGUCAAAUCUAUUCCGGGUAAUUGGUUUUCAAAUUUUCAAAUACUUGCAUUGGCCAUCUAUUUCCUUCAGAAGGAACAAAUUCUUAAACCGAUCGUCAAUAUUGACGAUAAUGAACAACAACAGUCCAUUACAAACGUUAUGAAUACAAUGAAGAUGAUCUACUCGUUUUUUGAAUUUUUAAUUUCAUUCGAUUUCGAAAAAGAAGCCAUAUCAAUACAAACAGGAAAAUCAUUUACAAAACCCGAUUUUUCACCACUUUACAUUGAAAAUCCGAUGGAACCUACAUUGAAUAUUUGUAAAAAUGUUAGCGGCGUUGAAUUUAAAAAAUUAUUAUUACAAGCAUAUAAUUCAUUAGAUGCUUUCCAUUGUAAGGAUUUUCAUCUGGCCGAUCUACUUGAUCCAGAAUAUUUUAAAACACUUGAAAAACGCAAUAAUCAAUCUGUUCGAUAAGAAUUUUGUUUAUAUUUUUUAAAAAUUUUUAUUUGAUUAGAUAUUUGAACUAUUGUUUAUAAACUGUACAAAUGCUGUUAUAAUACGAUCUUUAUCAUUGAAUGGAUUCAAUUUGGCAUAAUUAAUAAAUUGUCGCCGGAAUCGGUUCA